GUCGAAAUUAAUUGAAUGAUGCCAAAGAGGCAAAGACCCAACCUUCCAUACUGUUAACCCAUAACCUUUCACUCAAAAUUAUAUGAGUACUACAUAUUUAUACACCAUCCUUAACGGCCAACGUAUCCCUUGCGAGCAAGAAGAAAGAAAAUAAAAGAGAAGCCACGGUUACCACCUCGAGUCGCCAGAAGGAAGAGCACCGGAGUAUUAACACGGUUACCGAUGCGGGAACGUAGAGGAAAAACUAAUGACGCCGGAGAUCACCGGACUGGUUCUCCACGCUGGAAGAAGCAAGACUCUUGAAGCCUGGACUGACGACCGAGCACUCCUGGACGCUGGAUUUCAUCGUUGGAUGACCGAAUCGCCGCCGCAGAAGAGAGAUGGAAAACCUGAACGCUGGAGCUCGGUGUGACUACUGCGUUUGGCCGGUCCGGGGAAAUUUACGAAGAAGACAACCCUACGUUGUUUUUUACGUAAGUAAUACUUCGUACUCUAUUAAAUAGUGGACACGUUAAGUAGCCCAAAAAGAAUGUAAUGAGCUGAGUUGGUUAAUUAUUUCAUUUAGACCAGAUUAAAAAUAAUGGACGUUAAUUAUGUUAAUUACUGAACUAAUUUAAAUUAGAUCAAUUAAUAGUUAUUAAGUACGAUAAUAUUUGUAAUAAACUAUAAUUGAAGUAAUUGAAAUAUUUUUAUAAUCCGUAUAUUUUAAUAAUAUUAAAUUAUAAUUCAUAAUUUGGAUGUUUUAUAAGUAGAUUAAAUUAAUGGCGUUUGCAAACUAAAAUAGUUAUAUUAUUCGGUUAUGUUAUCAUGAUUAAAUAUUCGGAUAUAGUAAUUGAAGUGAAGGACGAAUUGAAAUAGUAACUAAUAAAAAGGAGGAUUGAGAAGUAAAGUGAAAGGACUAAUAGAAGUAAUUAAUCAAUGAUUAAUAAAUAAUCUAAAAGUUCGAAUAAAAUAUACAUGUGGGAAUUAGAUAGUAAGGACUAAUUAUGUCAUCUUAAUUAAAAAAAGGUGAUUAUUUAGAGACUGGAAUAGAGGAGGAGAAUUAGGAGCACUAGAUUUAAUGUAAGUUUCUCUGCCGAUCCAAAAUUGUUUCCUCGUAUUAUAUGCUUAUUAUGCAUUGUGUGAUUAAGUGUAAAUUUUGAAUUAUGUGUAUGUGAUUUUGAGGAGAUAUUAGAUCUAUGGUAUUUGAGAAGUGCAAACGAAGUACUUUUGAGUAUUAAAUAUUUUUAAAUACCUUUGAGACUAUUUAGAGAGAUUGAGAAAUAUUUUUUGGAAGUAUAUCUAAAGUCAAGAUAAAAUUUACGUUUUCAUAAGAAGUGAGCACCCGGGAGAAAUCUGUGGUGUCGGUUUUCCACAUCCGGAUAAAUGUGGAGGGUGAUUAAGGCUGCUACUACUAAGAAGUACAGUUUGAGUAUGAAGUGACGUUUGGAUCUAUGAUCCCUUUUAAGAAGAAGUUAUAGUAGUAGUAGUAGUCCCUAAUCAUUCAAGAAUUUUAAAGGUGGGGUAGUUGGUAGACUGAGUCCCGAUUACUCGUGACGACUUACUACUCGGAGGGCUUGGAAUCACUUUAAGGGGGUGUGCACACUUAAGGUAGUCGUUUCGUUUCCAUUAGCAAUUGUGGGACCGGCAAAAGUCCCGGGGUGGCCGUACAUAAUAACGUAACCACCGGGCUCAACCAGAGUGUUGAGCACCGCCCUUCUAAAUUACUAGGAAGAUAGAGAAGAAGUGAAUUUUGAGAAAUUCUAAGAUAGAGAAGAGUUACUAUAGUAUUUUCAAAGAAAACUUGAGGACUUUAGUAAAGAAGUGAUUUUGAGAAAUAUCAAAAAGAAAAGAAUUUUAGUGGAGUGUGUCAUUUUUAUAUAGUAUUAUAUGAAAAACUAUUUUUAGCCAAACCUGAUUAUUUUACGGGGUUGGGUAGUACUUACUUAGCUCUAAAGCUAAUUUUUAUUUCCUUUUCCCUGUUUUGUUUUCUGCACUUUAUUUGUGCAAGUGAUGAUGCUUAUGUGGAUUGAUGAUUUGCAUGGUCUUGAGAGCGGUUUAGAUAUGCCUUAGUCAAACCUAGUCAAGAAUUAUAAUUUAAUUAUGUUGAACACUUGUUUUACUUUGUUUAGUUUUGUGAUUGCCUGUGCAUCCGGUUAAGAGAUGACCGGAUGUGACGGUAACACCCAUGCCAUUUCCCAAUUAAUGUUAUUUCCGCUGCAAAACUUUUUAUCUGUUUUGAAAGAAUAAAUCAAGUUUAUUAUCAAUAAAUCUAUUAUUUCAAGUAUUGUUUUGGGAGGGAAAAUGGGGGUGUUACAAAUUGGUAUCAGAGCAUUUUUCCGAAAAGGUUUCCAAACAAACUUUCAAAAGUUUUCUUAUGUUUCUUAAAUUUUUAAGUGAUACCAACAAAUUGGUAGAGUUUACGUUUUUAAUUGGGGAUUUUCAAACAAAAAUUUCUCUUAAGUGAAUAUGGUUUUCAAAAAUAUUUAUAACAUUUUUGAAACUUUCUAAAAUUGUUUUUUUAGAGCUGUAUUUUCGAAAGCAUAUUGAAAUUUAUUUUAUAAACGUUUUCAAAAUGCUGAUAACAGAUUUCCAAAAGCUUUAUAAAGAAAAGAUUGUUAGGAAUAAUAACCUUAUAAUAAGAAAGAAUAACUUUAUUAGGAUCGUGGCGAGAUUGUGAGAGUUUAAUUUUUUUUGGAAUUGGAUAAUGGUUUAAAAUAGGUAUAUUGUGUGUGUAUUCCUAUAUGUUGCUUGUCUAGAAAAGACUUGGACCCAGUGAGAUGAAACCUUUGACGUUAGGUAAGGGCAUAUUUGUUCCACGUUUCAUUUUAUGGAAUAUACGGUAGGAGGGUCCUAACUAGAAAAAUUUCAGGUUCUAUAUGCUUCAGGAGCGAAGCAUUCUUUUAAGGAGGGUAGAAUGUGACACUCCUUAAAUUUAAUAAGAAGAAUUUAAUAUUAACUAACGAACAUGUGAUACCCGCUAAUUGCAUCUGUGGACAUUUUCUCAGCUUAUGCUUCGGGACAAAGCAUCUUUUAAGGAAAGUAGAAUGUGACACCCCGAAAAUUCAAAUGAAUAAUAAAAAAAUAUAAAUUUUAUCAGUCAGAUAAAAUAUUACGAAAGUGAUAUUUUAAUAAUUAAAUGAAUGAAGUUAAAUUUUAACAUCGGUGACAUUUAAUCAGAUAAAAAUGUUUCGAUAAUAAAAGUGACAUUUUUAUAAUAAUUAUGUUGACUAAAUAAGACCUUGACCUAAAUAACAAAAGUGACAUUUUUGUAACAGGUGAUAAUUAUACAUAUGAUAUAAAUAAUAAAAAUGACAUUUUAACAAUUUUAAUGGAAAGAUAUCGGUUAAUAAUAUUUGUACACAAAUAACAAAGUUGACUCUUUAAAACUAACAAUAAUAAUAUGUACGGAGUACAUUAUUACCACAUAUUCAGACGAACAAGAUAACUGAGGUGUGACCUUCUCAUUCACUCCCACGUGAAUGUCAUAUGCCACAUACAUCAUACAUGUGCAUGCAUCCAUGUCCUCCUCCACAUGCAAGUGUUUCCCUCGGUCCUCAUCAUACAUGCACCCAAGAAUAAUACGGAGUAUAUUCCGUAAUACAAUGUACACAUAAUAGGCCCACAACAACAAUAAUAUAAGUACCAAUAAGGUUGUAGUUACUUUUGUGGCUGUAUUGGCUGAAGUUACCGUAUAAGAUCAUUUUAACUAUCUUUCCAUAUAAUGUUUUCAUUAUUUUAUUAAUAAAAUACUCCCCCGUCCCAAUUUCAUGGUACCGAAACUUUUGGUCACAAAAAAUAAGAAAGUGUGAUAAAAGUGCAUAUAUACCCUUUACCAAAUUUUUACAACUUAACUUUGAUAAUCAAAUUGACAUCGCAAAUGAUUUCGUAACUAUUCACAAUUGUACUUCACAUCACAUCUUACGAUUGGACAAAUCAGCCCUGUAGCUUCCCUCCUAACUUCCCUCCUAAACAUUGUUUGUUCAACCAAAAAAAGGAGGGAACUCAAAAAUUAAACUUCUAAAAUCACACUUUCAAAAGUACAACCUCUAAUACAACCACAGCCCUAUAAAUACAACAACAUUCAGCACAUUUAAGACUGCUUCAUCUAUUUUAGCUACCACCAUUAAUGGCUGCCUCCAGCUCUAACUUAGCCCCAUCACCUCCUCACUCUCCUCCACCUGCGCCUGCAACUGCCCUUGUCCAUUUCCCUGCACAGAGAUCAAGACUUACAAACAAGGGAAGAGAAGAAAUAAAGGAAUAUUUUCUGAAGAAUGUGGAUGGCUUUGGGCGACUUCAGCGUGGUGUAAUCAACAAAGGUGCAUAUAUUUUUAAGGUUUCCAGACAUGCCAUGUCCAGAAUAUGGCAGAUUGUAAAGCAACAGUUACAGAAUGGGCAAAGCCUAGAUGUAACUCACAUGCUGACCAAACAUAUUGGAAGAAAAGGGGUAACUGUACCCCUUCAAAGUUUCAAGGACAUUCCUUUGAGCAAAAGGACCAACAUAAGGUCAGACUCUCAUGCCCUAAAAAUGUCUAAAAGUACAUUUCACAGAAUGAAGCAGAGAGGUGAAGAAAAGCACAUACAAGCACUAUGAAGCCAUUUCUUACAGAAUAGAAUAAAAGAACCAGGUGUCAAUUCUGCCUUCAUCACUUAAUUCCAGCUUCCUUACCAAACACUCCCACAUUUCAAGGGUUUGACCAUUUUAUUCACAUCGAUGAGAAGUGGUUUAACCUAAGCAAAACAAUGACAAGAUGGUACAUUCAUGAGGGAGAGACUCCCCCUGACAGGCAUUGCAAAUCUAAAAGGUUUAUAACCAAGGUGAUGUUUCUGUGUGCAAACCUAUUUUCGGUAGCGAGGGGGAAGUCAUAUGAUAUGGGAAUAUAGGGAUAUGGCCGUUUGUGGAGCAGGUGGAAGCAUCAAGAAACAUUAAGAAUAGACCAAUACAUACAAUGCAAACAAAGCCAAUUCUUUCAGCGACAAAAAAAGUGUGCACGGAAAUGCUACUGACAAAACUCAUUCUAGACAUAAAAGCUAAGUGGUCAGUAGCAUUAGCCAGGGAAGUUAUCAUCCAACAAGAUAAUGUCAGACCACACAUUAGCAAAAAUGAUCAAGAAUUCAACCAUGCAGCAAGUGAGGAUGGGUGGAAUAUAAGGUUGUCAAUGCAACCACCUAACAGUCCUGACAUGAAUGUCCUAGACUUGGGAUUUUUCAAUUCCAUACAGUCUUUGCAGUAUCAAACAUGCAAUAAAACAGUUGAUGAGUUGCUUGCAAAUGUUCAAGAAGCAUGCACAAGGUUAUCCCCCAAAACACUUAAUCAUGUUUGGCUAACACUUCAAUUCAUAAUGGCUGAAAUUAUUAAGGUUAAGAAGGGAAUAACUACAAGCUUCAACAUAUUGGAAAGCACAGAUGGGAAAGAUAAAGUAUUCUUCCUACCAACAUUGUAAUGGACAAACAGAUAUUAGAAGAUGCAAUAAACCAUCUGAAUGGAGCAGCAGAAACAAUAUAGAGUGAGCUGCAUGUAUGUUUUGUUUAAGUAAGUGACAAUACUCUCAGUUAACAAGAUUAUCCUCAUAGAGAUGUUAAAUGCAUCUCUUUGAUGAGGUUGUUAGCCUCAUAGAGUUUGUUCACAAAUUGUGUUAACUACAACCAUUUUAGGCAUGAUUUUUUGUUGAAUAGUUAGCCAAUAUAUGUAAUGGUAAGCUUUUUUGUACUCUCAGUUGUUACUGUUUUAUGACACAGUAACAUGCUAUAGCCAAUAUAUCGUUCAAGAAACAGUGUACAUAUAAAGCAUCAAACUCACAACAAAACAUCAUAAGUAUGCACUGAAUUACAACAUGGGAUAGUCAAUUUGGUCUCACAUAUGCAUCACAUUCAGUGUUGGAUAUGUUUGACUAACACUUCAAUUCAUAUUGGCUGAAAUUAUUGAGGUUAAGGGAGGGAAUAACUACAAGCUUCAACAUAUUGGAAAACACAGAUUGGAAAGAUAAAGUAUUCUUCCUACCAACAUUGUAAUGGGCAAACAGACAUUAGAAGAUGCAAUAAACCAUCUGAAUGGAGCAGCAGAAACAAUAUAGAGUGAGCUGCAUGUAUGUUUUGUUUAAGUAAGUGACGAUACUCUCAGUUAACAAGAAUAUCCUCAUAGAGAUGUUAGAAUGCUGAAGUAAGUAUCACAUAAUCAACUGCUUUGGGCCUUGGUUUGACGCGAGGUUGGGCUUUUCACUGGCCUGGGUCGCUGGACUGAUUUUGAUACGGGGCUGGGCUACUCAUGGGCCUACUCCGCUGCUGUAGUGGGAUUUCUGGACUGCUGAAGACUGUGAGGUGACUUUAAUUAGUUGUCCAAUGGCCUUUUAGUGGACUAGAUUUAUAACCAUUUCAGUCGGUUUGAUGAUUUUAUUUUGAUGAAUGAGCCGGGGCUUGUCUCGUGCCAUUCUUGGACUGUACUUUUUGGGAUGUUUUUGGGACUCCGAAAAAACUCUCUCCUCACCCUCGAAAGGUGGGGGAGGGGGAUUGAUAUGAUAGAUACUAUUUUAGGUUAGCUUGCUACCUUGGAUAGUUCUUUUGAUGCAUUGUACUAUGCUAUUUUCUGGAUAUAUAUAUAUAUAUAUCCAGAAUUUUAUCCAAAAAAUAAAAAGUUGUACGCGGUCUUUUAAAUUUGUCAAAAAAAAAAUCUGUGUUGGACUAAUAGAACUCAAUUACAGCCUCACAAGAGUGUUCAUAGGCUCACAGGCAACAUAUAAAGCAUCAAACUCAGAACAAAGCAUCAUAGCUAUGGACUCAGUUACAACAUGGGUGGCAAUUAACGAAUCAUUUCACCUCCUUCAUGUUUAUAACCACAUUAACAUACCCACACAUAGUUUACACCACAAUUAACAUCAUUAAUCAAGCCCAACGUAAACAAAGAGAGAUUGAGGUUUAGAUAUAUACAGAUAAUUUAGUCAAUUUGGGAGACUUAUCUGAACCAUGGUAGGUCGUUCAUUCUGUUCUUCGGUCAGAUACAAAUAUGAAAUCCUCUUUGUAAUCGAAUCAGAUACGUUCAAUUAUCUGAACCAGAUACGUUCGAUUCCGGUAGGCCGUUACCUGAACUAGAUACAUUCCCUCCGGGUCCGUUUUGUAAUUGAAUCCUCUUCUCUAUUUAUCUCCACGGUUGUAUCCACCGGGCCUGUAAUCCCGCCACCACUUCCCAAGCUAGGGUUUGUUUCGUCACCACACUCAUCAAUCUGCGGUUCAAGAAUGAUAGAUUCUAGAAAUAUUUAGGCAUUAAGGGCAGAAUCUAGAGCUUGAGAAUUGGGGCGUACUGGAGCAGCAAUGGUGGUUCGAAGGUUGUCGACAGUGGAGAUGAGGGCUAGAGAAAUGAAGAGACGGAGGAAAUAAGGGGAUUGUUCGAAUGAAGAGGUAAAUGCGUAAGAUCAAAU
Molecule: messenger RNA, 7391 nt
Organism: Cuscuta epithymum
Lineage: Eukaryota; Viridiplantae; Streptophyta; Magnoliopsida; Solanales; Convolvulaceae
Source: the annotation of a GenBank genome assembly